Poecilia reticulata (guppy) is the source of this 871-nucleotide messenger RNA. Lineage: Eukaryota; Metazoa; Chordata; Actinopteri; Cyprinodontiformes; Poeciliidae. The record is from RefSeq and is a predicted model, not a curated record.
UUCACAGCUGAUUUGAUCUACAGAAAAAUAGGCGACUCUGUUGCCCUGUCCCCAGGUCAAAGUUUCCAUAUCAGUAGCGUAACGUGGAAGCGCCAAACGGACCUCGCCUUGCAGUGGUUCGGCGGGAACAUUACUUGUUACAGAUAUUUUAAGGGUCGUUGUGACCUGGACAUAGGAAGUGGAAGUUUGAUUAUCAACAAUCUGACGUUGGAUGACAGCGGCAGCUACACCUUUGACAUAAACAACAGCGUUCUUGACAAAAAGGAUCUCCGGGUUAUCAAACCGGUUCCAAAACCCACGGUAUCUGUGGACUGCAACAAUGAGAAGACCGACUGUAAUCUCACCUGUGAAGCCAACAUCACCUCUGAGUUUGGGCCUGUCACAUAUACAUGGGAAACAGGAGACACAGAGCUGUCCAACGACAAGGAGCUGAGCUUAACAACGGACAAUAAGGAGAGCUCCUUCUCCUGUAUGUUGAGAAACCCCAUUAGCACCAACUCGAGUGAAGAAGAAUCAAACCUGGUGAGAAGGGAGAAUUUUAAAUAUACUGCUGACUGUAAAGCUCCUGAUUAUAGCACUGAUUCUGGUUGGGACUGGCCUCUUUGCUGCAUGCAAACAAACACGUGUCACAUAUUGACUCACCUGCUGAAGAGUUGGAUCCAAAGCAGCUCACAUUUCCUCCGCCGCCAAUGGAGGACUAUGAAAACGAUGAAGAUGAAGAGAACUUCAUGGUCCGUCGUGACGAAGACCUUCCCUGGGCUCCACGCAGUUAUUUAGACAAAGUGGUUGCCGUUUACAGCUACAGCGGUAGCAAAGACGAUGAGCUCUCCUUCCAGCAGGGGGUGAUCAUCUACGGUCACCAAAAUGAGCG